UUAUUUUUAGCCGGCGGCUCGGCUCGGUUGCAGGAGAAGAGGCGGGCUCGGAGGCAGAGUUUCAGCGCCGGCGAGGAAAAGGCGGGGACAGCUGGGACGCCGGCAGUGGGUCGCCGCACGCACGAAGCGGCAGCCGCCGCCGCCGCCACCGCCACCAUCGCCAGCUGGGCUGCGAGCGGGCACUCCUCCCUUCGCCCCGCAGCGGCCGGGAGCAGCAGCAGCAGGAGGCGGCGGCGGCGGUCCCCGGCUUCUCCCCUGCCGGCGCCUGGGACGACCCGUUAGUGGGAGCGCGGGCAGCCUUCCGCCGCAGGACGCCGCUCGCCUCUGCAAAUGGCCAGCCCGGCGUCGGCGCUGGCAGAGGAGCCGAGGCUGCCGCCGCAGAACGUCCCGCCGCCCGAGCCCGCUUUGGCCGAAGCCCGGCGCUGGAUCGAGCAAGUAACAGGAAAAACCUUUGGUGAUAAAGACUUUCGAUCGGGAUUAGAAAAUGGUGUGCUGCUGUGUGAGUUGUUGAAUUCCAUAAAGCCUGGAUUGGUCAAAAAGAUCAAUAGAUUGCCAACUCCCGUUGCAGGACUGGACAACAUUGCCUUGUUCUUAAGAGGUUGUAGGGAAGUGGGACUGAAAGAAUCUCAGCUUUUUGACCCAGGAGACCUGCAGGAUACUUCAAGCAGAAUAACAAUCAAGAAUCUUGACUGUAGCAGAAAGCUGAAAAAUGUUUUAAUCACCAUCUAUUGGCUGGGGAAAACUGCAAACAACAGCACUUACUAUAGUGGAGCACCACUGAAUCUGAAAGAGUUUGAAGGACUGCUAACCCAAAUGAGAAAGGACACGGAGGAGAUUGAGAGUCCGAAGCGCAGCAUCCGUGACAGCGGCUACGUAGAUUGCUGGGACUCUGAACGCAGUGACUCUCUUUCCCCCCCACGCCAUGGUAGAGAUGAUUCUUUUGACAGUCUGGAUUCCUUCGGCUCACGUUCCCAGCAGACACCAUCUCCAGAUGUGGUGCUAAGAGGAAGUAGCGAUGGAAGAGGAAGUGAUUCUGAGUCUGACCUGCCACAUCGAAAGCUGCCAGAUGUGAAGAAAGAUGAUAUGUCUGCAAGGCGGACAUCUUACAGUGAACCCAAAUCAGUUGUGCCUUUUAACCAAUACCUCCCCAAUAAAAGUAACCAGACUGCCUAUAUUCCGGCUCCUCUCAGGAAGAAGAAAGUGGAACGAGAUGACUUCCGAAAGAGCUGGAGUACCGUUUCAUCUCCACUAGGAGGAGAGAGACCUUUCAGCAAACUCCAUCCUGAAACUAUAGAAGAAGAACAAAGUGAACUACUGUUGCCAUUUGAAGGGGCCCCCGUGAGCAGCAGAAUUACCACUUCAGCCCCCUCGGCGAACGCUGUUCAGACAGACAAGAGUCAAAAGAGCCCUUUACAUCAGUUUCUCACAUGUUCUGGAAACAAAACAGCAGGGCCCAGAAAUGAUGAAAAAGGUCCAGAGGAAAUCAGGAAGCUGAAAAGGCUGGAACAGGCUGGUAUUAAGGUCAGACCAGCAGCACACCGCUAUGGCAGCAGUCAAAAGCACAUGUGUGAAGUGAAUGAGGUUACCCCAGACAUCAUCCUUCGCAAAGAGAACCCUUUUAUGUGGUGCUAUCAGCAAAAAGAUUCUGGCUCUGAAGAUGAACAAGACGAUAGAAUUCCUGACCUAGAGAAAGAUGAUUUUGCUAUACGCAGAGCAAGGCUAAAUCACCGCCAGUAUGCAUUGCCAUGUACUCACUUCCUUCUUGGCCCCUAUACAAACAAAGAUCGAAAUAAAGCGGAAGAAGGAAAGACACAAAAGAAAAAGCAGGAAUGCUCCAGUGGGAGAAAGAUACCCAUGACUUCAACAAAGCCAGAGGUGCUGUGUGCAGGCAAACCACCCCUGAAGUCUCGGGAGGAUGAGUCCAAGGAAGAAGGCAGAGCUAAAAUUCCUGAUACACAAAGUCAUGACCUGGCCAAGAAAAAAACUCAGACUAGUCCUCCCCAACCAGACUUUCCAAGUUUUGUGAAUGCAUCUAUAACACAAAAAGAUAAAGAGAUCUGGGAUCGACUGAAAGUUUCAGGGGAGACGAGUGAAAUAAUGUUGGCCAAUUCAGAUGAGUAUAAUUCAUCUGUCCGGGAUGCUUGUGCUGAUCCCCAGAGGCAACUAUCAAGCAGUCUGAGUGAAUGGCAUGAAAAUAGUGAAGAAGAAUUGGAUAGCCGCUUCCCAGAUAUUGAAAGGGAUGACAUGAUGGCUAGAAGAUUUGGAACUUUUCAGAAAUCGAUUAGUCCUGUUUACACAGCUAACAAUUUAGCAAUAUGUAAUUAUCCAUUGAAGCACCAAAGAAAAGUUGCUGGUCAGAAAAAGCAACAAAAUCCACAAAAAGCAGAAAAAAUCGAAAGAAAUUUCUCAUUGGUUUGCAUGACUCAACGUGGUCAUGGAGCACCUUCAUUUAUAUCAAAAGAUCAAAAUGAGCACAAAAGUGAUACAGAAAGUGAGAAUGUGGGAUUUCAAAAUCCAGGGAAAGAUGGCAUUAUGGUGAGAAGAACUGAAGCUUUUUCAGAGCAGGCUGAACCAAGCAUGAGUCGGUUAAUUCCUGUUCAUUUCUCCAAGCAACAGUAUGGGGAGGAAGCAACUAAAGAGAUUAUAAAGACUGAACAGCAAAAGAAGAGCGUCAUUGUGACAGAUUCAGUAGGAGCUGAAAAGCAUCUAAAGUUUUGUGCAGAAAUCUCUCAAAGUCUUGCAGCGCAGCCUGAAUACACACUGGAACACAGCAGACAUAGUUUUGCAGAUUUAGCACAAGAGGAUGUGCCUUCUGUUGUUCAUAAGAAUAUAUCUGGCCUCAAUUCAGUCCAGCCAGAGAUGCAGGAACUUCUCAAAAGAAAUAGUAAACAACUUCCAUCACUAGAAGAUGAACCUGUGCAAAUAUUCGGCUCCAGAACCCCUGUGUCUGAUGACGCAGAGAGUGUGAGCAUGUUCGACAUGAGAUGCACAGAUGAGGGUGCUGUGAUGCAGCCUCACAGUAAAGCGCGCCAUGAAAAGUUGCAAAGUAUUCACAGCCAGCUAAAGGAAGAUGAGGAUCAGUGGCAAGAUGAUUUAGCCAAGUGGAAAAAUCGUCGUCGGAGUGCUUCACAGGACUUGCUGAAAAAAGAAGCUGAGAGGAAGAAGAUGGAGCUGCUACUCACUGGAGCUGAGGGAAGCAGUGAGAGAAGGAAGAGCAUCAAGACAUACCGAGAGAUUGUGGAAGAGAAAGAGAAGCGUGAGAGAGAGUUGCAUGAAGCCUACAAGAACGCCAGGUCUCAGGAAGAGGCAGAUAGUAUCCUCCAACAUUACAUUGAGAGGUUCACCAUUAGCGAAGCUGUCCUUGAACACUUGGAGAUGCCAAAACUUCUGGAGAGAAGCCAUUCUGUUGAGCCAAGCUCAUCCUCCCCAUCUAAGGACUCCAAUCCCCUCCGAUAUUUACGGCAGCAGUCGCUCCCAGUCCCAAAAUUUACUGCCAAGUUGGAAGCAACCAUUGCCCCCACCAUCAGUGGAUCAGAAGCCAGCAUUUCCACCAGCUGCCCCUCAUCAAGCAGACCUUCAAUUUCCAAGGCUGUGCCUCUGGUGACUCCCAAGCCUUACUCCCAGCCUAAAAAUACACAGGAGAUUUUAAGAAACUUCAAGGUCGAUGGAAAAAUCACCAUAAAUGGAGAAGCUACCAAUGGAGUGGAAGAGCAGCAAGAGAAAGAAUGCACAGCCUUUGUAUUUUCACCUUCCCCCAGCCUUUCACUGAAGUCUGACCACGUGGUAGAAUUGCAUGGUGGCUCCAUGGAGGGAAACCCAAAUUCCAGUCAUACUGAGGUGGUUCGGAAGAGCUUAAUCGAACACAGUGUGCACAGAGAGCAAGUUGGCUCCUUCACCGAAGAAGCUGAACCAGCCAGCUAUAAAGAUAAAAUGGAUUCUGAAGAAACAUUUCUGGCUCCAGACCACACAGAAUCUAGCACAAUGUUUUCCUGUGCCAACCCUGUGGUGGCCAAUGUGGAAAUAUCUUCCCUUGGCAAUCAUUCCAACGAGACAGAAUCAAAUAAUGAGCUGAAUUCAACUCACGAGCCAAAACAACCUGAAAGAGGAGAACAGAAUGGUGCAGAAGCCUUGGUUGACCAGAAGGCAGAUAACUUGGCGGCUCCAAAACAAGGUGGAGACCUAAUCUUUUCUCUUCUGAAGAAGCUCCCAGAGACAAGCCAAGGCGUUUUGCAGGAGACUCCCCUACAAGCCACCACUGAUAACAGCGACGCAUCAAACCGUUUGAGUUGCUGGUCCUGGGAUCCGGAAGAAGAGCGUAAGCGCCAGGAACGGUGGCAGCAGGAGCAGGAGCGUUUACUUCAGGAAAGGUAUCAGAAAGAGCAGGAGAAGUUGAAAAAAGAAUGGGAAAAGGCACAAAAAGAAGUUGAAGAGGAGGAGCGUAAAUACUAUGAAGAGGAACGCAAGAUCAUUGAAGAUACCGUGGUCCCAUUCAUGCUUGCUUCGAACUCUGCAGAGCCCUUGUCUACAUCGUCUUCUGUGACCGAUGGAAACAGGACAAUGAAUGUAGCAGAUAUGAGUAACUCUGAAGAGGAUAAUAAGCAAAACGAAGAUACAAAACUGAAGGCGUUAUUUUGUGAACAAGAUGGCACGUCCUUUUCAAAAAAUAAGGAAUGUGAACCACAAGAGGAGAACGUGAGCACUGUGAAUAAGGAAGAAUAUCUAGAAACCGUGAGUUGGAGACCAAAGGAGCAAGAUCUCACACCUGAAGGCAGAUCGCCCAGCAAGAUGUCUUUGCCGCUAUGUCCAGAUGAGCAGUGGAAUCAGCCAUUAUCAGCUGAACAGAGCCCAUGCAUUUCAGACAUCAGACAGAAGGAUUCACAGCUGGCGUAUAAUAUAGGCCUGCCAGCCAGUUCCCCAAAAGAAAUUAAGAGGGCACCUUCCCAAGGCAGCUCCAGAACUGGGCCAUCGUCACCAUGUUCUCCAAUCGUCCAAAGCCAAUCAUCUAACAGGUCCAUCAGUGGGAAGAAGCUCUGCUCUAGCUGUGGACACGCCCUUGGGAAAGGCGCUGCCAUGAUUAUUGAAACACUUGGUCUUUAUUUCCAUCUUCAGUGCUUCAGGUGUGGAAUUUGUAAGGGACAGCUCGGGGAUGCAGCAACUGGAACGGACGUCCGGAUCAAAAACGGCCUUCUCACCUGCAGUGAUUGUUACAUCAAAUCCAGAACCGCUGGUCAGCCAACCACUUUGUGACAUGGAUCUCAGUUCUGCUUACAGAUGUUCUCAAGAAGGAACAUCAUCAUCAUUUCUGUCCUGGAGCUGUUCAGCACAAUUGCUUGUAAGAGCUCAAAUCCAUGGACUUCAUAGCUCUUGUCUUACUUUGAAAGAGGGGUUGAAAGGCUCGAAUGCCUAUUUCCUCAUGCAAUACAUAAUUUUAUUUCCUGAGUUCACUUAUGUUAUGUGUAUGAAGUACAUUGCUGGACAUUUAGCUGCUUUCCCUCCUACGAGAGCGCGUUCCAAAUUAUCGGUCAUGAUUGGUUUCAGAAUAUGUUAUUUUGAAAGGAAUGAAGAUGCAAUAAGUCUAUUCUGUUUUAAUAUCCUAGGAACUGAGAAUUUUAAGCUUACACAAACUUUGUAGAUGUUCUCUAAUAUGCCAAUAUAUUAAUCUAAUUAACUGUGUUGGCGGGAGGAGGUUAAGCAGCAUCAGAGAAACCAACUUUUCAGUUUAUUACUAAAGAAGUAACUUUUUUUAUAUGGACACAUUUGAUAAAACAUAUUGUAAUUCUGAAACCUUUUACUAUAUUGCCUUCAGUGGAGGGUAGGAAUUCUCUCAAUAAAUUAUUGCACCUUCAGUCAUGCAGUCUUUGAAAACAUAAAAUGAGGCUUCUUGUAAUAACUGUUCAUCUACAUAAUGUUGGCAUUUUCACGAAACAAAUAAUAUAAACAUUCGGCGAUUGUCAAAAUG
Candoia aspera is the source of this 5959-nucleotide messenger RNA. RefSeq names its product LIM and calponin homology domains 1 (gene LIMCH1). NCBI's taxonomy places the organism in Eukaryota, Metazoa, Chordata, Lepidosauria, Squamata, Candoiidae. Gene Ontology annotation, cellular component: stress fiber. The record is from RefSeq and is a predicted model, not a curated record. Gene Ontology annotation, biological process: regulation of focal adhesion assembly; positive regulation of stress fiber assembly; actomyosin structure organization. Bases 331 to 5247 code for a protein of 1638 amino acids. The transcript has 33 exons. Gene Ontology annotation, molecular function: myosin II head/neck binding; actin binding.